AUGCUGUGGGAUGAGUUCACCGAUAACAUUGGAAUCCCAUCCCAUCAACGAUGGCUUCCUGCCGUAGUCAAGACUUAUGCUUGCGUGUUUUUGCGCCUAUGGGUGAUGAUGGUCCCUGGAAGAAAUGGACCUAUGAUUGCAUCUGUGACCCUCAUUGGUUGGGCAUAUGCUCUAUUUUAUUGCAUUUAUGAAUACACCCAUGAUGAAGGCAGUGUUAAACAGGGAGUCGAGACAUUGAUCAAGGGCAGCCUCUACCGGGAUAUCCAGGACAAAGUCAAAUCAAUCGUCAAGGAGUUCAAUCUGCCUCGCACACGCCAAAAGCCGAUGUACUAUGGGCGUCCAGAGAGUUGCAUACUGCUUCAAGAGGCCAUGCGCAGCAGCGUCUUGUCUGGCCAUCCUGUCAAGAUACAGGAUGCCGCAAUUAUAGUCAUGUCUAUGUAUCUGGGUGUUUGCCUAGGAAGUCUUGCUGUGCCCUAUAAAAAGUGGCUAAAGGAAUGCAGGGUCAGCACGCAACACAUAAAACACUAUCUAAAGCCACUAACCUAUCCAUAA
Molecule: messenger RNA, 552 nt
Organism: Heterobasidion irregulare TC 32-1
Lineage: Eukaryota; Fungi; Basidiomycota; Agaricomycetes; Russulales; Bondarzewiaceae
Exons: 3
Coding region: 1-552 (183 amino acids)
Source: RefSeq, a predicted model, not a curated record